UUCGCCGCGGUGACAGGUGCCACGCCGCCCCUGCACGCAAGUUGCGCUCGCGAAACUACCCCAUUGUUUAUAACACUUGUUGUCUUCGGCGUCCGGUGUUGAUAUAAAAACCUACUUAUUCCCAAUUUAUUGCUGAUAAAAAAUGUGAACUUAGUGACGUGAAGUGGUUUAAGUAAAUACCGGUUGGUUAUGUUGUCAAGUACGACUUAAGUGCGAAUUAUUUUGUUAAUUGACGAUGUACACAAAUCCCGCAUGGAUUUCUCUUCAGUGAAACGCUACUGAGAUCUCACCUGCAGUUUAUAUAGGUCGGCGUCGGUGGUGGGGCGGGCCAGGAUGAUGGAGUGCCUGUGCCCGGCGCCGCGCACGCUGGCCUGCCGGGUCGUGCUGCUCGACGAACGGGAACUCCUGCACGAGAUACAGGACAACAGCACUGGACAAGCGCUUCUGGACGUGGUUUUCAAACAUCUCGACCUUCUGGAAACGGCCUACUUUGGAUUACGUUACGUCGACCAGGAUAAUCAGACUCAUUGGCUAGAUGCUGGGAAGCGAUUACGGCGGCAGCUCAGAGGAUCGGACCCUCACACCUUUUACUUCGGUGUCAAGUUCUAUGCUGCGGAUCCUUGCAAGCUGCUGGAAGAAAUCACAAGGUACCAGUUGUUCCUGCAGCUGAAACAAGAUGUGCUGCGCGGGCGUUUGCCCGUGGGCUUCGACCUGGCCGCCGAGCUCGCCGCCUUUGUUCUACAGUCGGAGUUGGGAGACUACGACCACAGGCGGCACGCGCCGGGCUACGUGUCGGAGUUCCGGCUGCUGGCGCAUCAGACGCCCGAGCUGGAGUCCCGCGCAGCUGAAAUACACAGGACGCUCACAGGAAUAUCUCCGGCGCAAGCUGAAUUGAGUUACCUGGACAAAGUGAAAUGGCUCGACAUGUAUGGCGUCGAUCUGCAUCCCGUUCUGGGCGAGGACAGCGUGGAAUACUUCCUGGGUCUGGCGCCGAGUGGCCUACUUCUGCUGCGCGGGAAACACACAGUGGCCAACUACUACUGGCCACGCGUCUCCAAGCUGUAUUACAAGGGCCGCUACUUCAUGCUCAGAGUGGCCGAUAAGAAUAACGAAACAUCAACAUACGGCUUCGAGUCGCCAACAAGAUCGGCGUGCCGGCACCUCUGGAAGUGCUGCUCAGACCACCACGCCUUCUUCCGAUUGCAGCAAACGGCUCCGGCCUCUGCUGACAUCUUCGCGCUGGGCUCACGGCUGAGGAACAGCGGCCGCGGAGGCCGGCCCCGUCCGCCGCCCUCGUUCACGCGGACGCCGUCCCGCCGCAUCGCCCGCCCGCCCCACGCGUCUCACGCAUCGCUGCAUGACGUGCCAAAACUAGAAGACUUGAGAAUAAAAGACUGCCUACCGGAGAUGAAACAACCUACCUCAGUACACCGACCUAAUUCAAUUAGCGGUGAAGGCGGCUGCGAACCGCCAGUUGGACCGGGCGGGUCACCCCGGUCCACCCGAUCCGCCCCGACGCGGCGCGGCCUCUACUCCGCGUCGCCGACUAACACCCGCCCACCACCAGCGCCGCGGCAUCGGUCGGCGUCAGUCGACUCGCAAAGCUCGAAUGACUCGAGGUCGAAUCGCAAGCACAAGCAUCGUUCUCGACGGCAGCAGUCGGAUGCUGAAAGCGAGCUGUCUCGAGGCUCCGGCCGCUCCGGGCGGCGGCAUCGCCGGCACCGCUCGCGACACAAGCACGAGUCCGGAUCAGAGAGGGACGACUCGCAGCCUGAUGCCAAAGAAUACGAGCUAAUUGAAUCGGAAUCCCAAUGGAAAGAAGUAUUACGGCAGACAAAUAAUACGGGAAGCGGCAUUCAAGUUGCCAACGUACGCCGUUCACAAAUGGAGCCAGAGACUGGUACUCAUAGGUCGUCUCACAGGCACCGAAGGCAUAGAAAACAUCGGUCCCGAUCAGGCUCUCCAAAUGAUAAAAAAUGGCUGCCGACUGAACUGAAGCAACAUUUGGAGUUCUCUUUAGUGGACACAACGGGUAUGACUGAGGAGCAGCUGAAGGAAAUACCCUACACAGUUGUCCAGACUAGUCAUGCGCGGCAAACUAAACUCAGGACUUCCUCUAAACAUAGGCAGACGGAACAUGGAUCAUUAGCUAGGCGAGAAAAGAGUUCAUCGUCUCACGGAAAAGUUAUCCAUGACAACCAUCAUCAGGGAUCUCUAAGGUCGAGCUCAAGUACUCUGAGCACGCACCGAACAGGCACUGAGAAGCAUGGAAGGCGAAUCUAUCCAAGUUACGAUGACACUUUAGGUCGCAACGGGGAUGAUUUCCUUACCAACAACGGGUACAAGGGAAAUGUGACCCCAGUUUCGAACAACAACAACCCCUACAGUCCGGUCACAAAUAGCAACAGCAACAGUUCCAGUGGAGAGCUGAUUGGCAGCGCAAGAGUUUCGCAUGAGCAUACAGACUCAGGAUUGGGAGCUGAUCAGGACUACGCGUAUUCUUCUGAAAGGUCAAGCGACAGCGCCAAGUGCGGCGCGGGCAGCUCCAGCGUGACAGCGCCUGUGAGUAGGCAGUGGUGCGGAGCGACGGGCACGGGAGGGGGCGGCGCGUGGGGCGGCGGGGGCAACGGCUGGGGCGGCGGGGGCAACGGCUGGGGCGGCGGGGGCAACGGCUGGGGCGGCGCGGCUGUCUCGCGGCGCCCACCAGCCGCCCCAGGCCGCGCCCGCGCAGUCUCUGGCUCGCAGCGCUCGCUUCUCUCCGUGGCGAGCGACAGCGCAGCCUCGCGGCGGCCGCGCGACCGCCCCACUCGCGCCGCCCCACCUGACGGGGGCUUUUCUCUCUUCAGACAUGCUAGCAACAACAACAUUAUGGUGGGCGAAAGCGGGUCGCUGGCGCGGCGGUACGCGCGGCCGGCGCGUGACUCGCGGGAGGCGCGCGACCACAACGCGAAUCUCGCGCGCACGCACUCGCGCCUCGCCCACGCGCAUCACGCGCAAACGCACGCGCGCCACGACAACACCCUCGACAUUAUCCUAAAACCUCUCAUAGAAAGCACGCAGCUCCAGAGCAAUUGAACCCGUCCGGCGAGGCAACACCUGGCGAAGGGUCCUUCGGCGCGGGCAGCAAGCCGGCCGGCGCGGAGAUGAGCACCGAGCUAUGAAACGACAUCUAACUUCAUUUGUUUUGUUCAUCUCAACCGUCACUCAUCGUACCUAUGUUUAUGCAGACAUAACUCCAAUAUUGUGUAAAUACUCAGCAAACAUUGUAAUAUCGUAAGUUGUUUUGUAAGCUCCUAUUGCAAAAUAUAAUAUUUCACCUGAUAAUAAUCGCUCACCUGGAACGAAUCACCGGGAGACUUACGGGAAAUAAUCUUAUAAGAAAACGUAAGCAGAACGGGUAUAUUAUAAAGGUUCUGAUGGUGUAUCUUUUGUAGAGGCGGGGAAAAUAUUAUAGGGGAGAUUUAUGAGGAAACGGGAGAUUGCGGUAAUCUUUGGUCUCUCCAGGAGGCGCGUUUAGUCUGUAAGCCGCGUGUUUGUAAAUAUUUAUUUUUGUACAUAGAUACUUUGCUCCGUUUGAUGACAUAAUCUUUUCAUGUAAAAUCUCAAUUAUUUGAUCUAUUUAAUCAAAAUGUUGCUAAUUAUAUUUUGGGACGCACGAUACGGCCGUGACUCGAUUCAUUAAUAAAUUAAUAUAACUUCAAUUGUUUCUUGUUACAAUGUGUUAAGAAAAGCUUUACUUCAAAUAUACGUCUCUUGUUGCGUCACUCUUAAAAUAAGAAACAAAACAACAUUCGUCGUAAUAAAACGUAAGGUAAAUAGCAUCCGGGACAUCGUCAACGCGACAGCAUGAUUUCCUCGCCUCGCACGACCUCCUGCGUCCCGAAUUAAUCGGAUCACCUAUAAUUUCCUCCCGGAACAUUAUAGACCAGGUGCCUGGGAAAUUAAAGUGUUUCUACAUCGAAUUAGGAAAAUUCACAUGUAAAUAUUAAAAUUUUUAUGCAUUGACAACAUAGAAAUAAAAAAAUAAAUAGCCAAUGAAGUCAUUUCUGAAUAUGGUUUUCUUAAAUUGAAUUCAGUUCGACGGUUAAUAUCAGAGUUCCGGAUUUUGUAAGCUUUUCCUGUUUGAGUGGGUACCUACCGUUUUUGGGAAAUUUUCAUGAUUUGAGUAUAGCAACACUUUAAUUUCCCGAUUUCGUAAUACAAACGGUAUUGCAAAUUCGUAUUCUAGGAUAAGCGCGUUGUUUUAUUUAUUUAUAUCAAGGUCAACAACGGGUAUUAAUGUAUCAUCCUCAAUUUAUAUAAAUUACCUACUGAUGUACAGUUGUUAUGUAGCUUAGUGUACAGCUAGGAUUUUUCUGAGAUUUCUCAAUUUUUGCAAGCUCUAUGUAGAGUUGUCUCUUAUUCAAUCGAUUUAAUUAAUCACAAAUGACUCUUUUAUACGUAUAUGAUUAUGUAAUAAACGUAUUUUAAUGUAUUAUUGUAAUAAUAAUUAAUUAAUUCAUAUGCAAUUAUUGUAAUUUACUUGGAUCAUUUUUGUUUUAUCUAUUGUAUGUACAGUUUGCGACGAAAUGUUUAUAAUGUAUCGGUUAUGAUAAUAUGUGGCAUAAUGUCUAUGUAAUAUUUAAAGUUAGAUACAUCUGUAGUAUUUGGAACAUAAACAAUGCUCAAUGAGUAUUGAGCGAAACCAAAGUUGUUCCUUAUUUUGAUAUAAACUGAUACGGUAUUAAUAAUUUUCGUAAUUUCAUAUCAGAGAACGCCGUUUUAUAACAGUUUUAAUUCCUAUGUAUAAGGGAUAAUAAGGGAAAUUUCAGAAUAAUUCUAUAUAUAAUUGUCCUGAAAUUUUUACCAUUGUAAAAUUUUGGCAGUUCGUAUGCUACUUUAAAGUCACAAGUAACUAAACGUAGUUGGUCAAUUGUACCGUGGUAAGACUGAGGAUAUGACGUGUGUAAUAAUUCC
Messenger RNA from Ostrinia furnacalis (Asian corn borer), 4956 nucleotides. RefSeq names its product band 4.1-like protein 4. Gene Ontology annotation, cellular component: cytoskeleton. NCBI's taxonomy places the organism in Eukaryota, Metazoa, Arthropoda, Insecta, Lepidoptera, Crambidae. Gene Ontology annotation, biological process: actomyosin structure organization. The coding region runs from base 334 to 3075 and encodes 913 amino acids. The transcript is spliced from 21 exons. The record is from RefSeq and is a predicted model, not a curated record.